AUGUUCUUUUCUUGUGAUCUGGGAGAACAAAUAGUCCUUCCUCAUAAGCUCGUCGCGAUGGGUUCUCUACCUGUGCCCGCAUUCCCAGGCGCGGCGGCCAAACAAUGCCUUAACGAGAGCAGCCGCAUUGACGAGAGAGCCCUUACGACGCUGUUCAAGUCGCAACAGAGCCACCUCAACUUCUUCUUCAACCACAUCGACCACUCCCAAACCCUAGCCUUCACGCGCGCCCUCCUCGACGCCUCCGGCACCGUCUUCUUCACCGGCGUCGGCAAGUCCGGCUUCGUCGCGCACAAGAUCUCGCAGACGCUCGUCUCACUCGGAAUCCGCUCCGCCUUCUUGUCCCCGGUCGACGCGCUCCACGGCGACAUCGGGAUCCUCACCGAACGCGACGUGCUCGUCCUCCUCAGCAAGUCCGGCGCCACCGACGAGCUCCUCCGCCUGGUGCCUUGCGCGAGGGCGAAGGGCGCCCUCCUCAUCGCGCUCACCUCCGUCGAAGGCAACGCGCUCGCCGCGAUGUGCGACAUGGCCGUGCAUUUGCCCCUCCAGAGAGAGCUCUGUCCCUUCAAUCUCGCGCCGGUCACAUCCACCGCCAUUCAGAUGGUUUUCGGCGACACCGUUGCCAUCGCGCUAAUGGAGGCGAGGAAUCUCACCAAGGAGGAGUACGCCGCGAACCAUCCCGCCGGCAAGAUUGGGAAGAGUCUCAUCUUCAAGGUGAAGGAUGUGAUGAGGAAACAGGACGAGCUUCCAAUUUGCAGAGAAUCGGAUUUGAUUAUGGAUCAGCUUGUGGAGCUCACGAGUAAAGGAUGCGGAUGCCUCCUUGUUAUCGAUGACGAUUACCGUCUGAUCGGAACGUUCACCGACGGUGAUCUCCGUCGCACUCUCCGAGCGAGUGGAGAAGCCAUUUUCAAUCUCACUGUGGGGAAAAUGUGCAACAGGAAUCCAAGAAUUAUUGGUCCGGAGGCUAUGGCAGUGGAGGCGAUGAAGAAAAUGGAGGCACCUCCAUCGCCUGUUCAGUUUUUGCCCGUGAUAAACGAUGAGAAUAUUUUGAUUGGGAUUGUGACCUUGCAUGAAUUGGUUUCAGCUGGCUUGUGA
Molecule: messenger RNA, 1095 nt
Organism: Sphenostylis stenocarpa
Lineage: Eukaryota; Viridiplantae; Streptophyta; Magnoliopsida; Fabales; Fabaceae
Source: the annotation of a GenBank genome assembly